Molecule: messenger RNA, 4515 nt
Organism: Acaulospora morrowiae
Lineage: Eukaryota; Fungi; Glomeromycota; Glomeromycetes; Diversisporales; Acaulosporaceae
Source: the annotation of a GenBank genome assembly
AUGAUCAAAAGCUUGCAUUUAACAGAAAAAUUUUUGAAGAAAGUCCUAGAAAAAGAAGGCCCUUCGAAAAGCAAUAGCAUGAAGACGCGACAUCAAAAUCCUUACCUCGGUCAGAGUGGUCGAGCUCUGCAAGAUCGCGCUCAAGUUCAACCUCCUCUAGCUUUUGAUACCACCAAUCUAACAUGCCAACGUCCUUUACAUUAUCAGCAGGGUCCUCUUCCCACCACAAAUCACAUCCCAAGUAAUUUUAACGCCACUACGCAAUUCGAAUCAAGUCGCGGGAGGCUUCAUAAAACCUUCCGACGAACUCUUCAAUCUCAGUAUAAGCAAUAUGGUGGCUUUCGUACGGGUGUUGGAACUAAGUUCGGCAAUCAGGGCCAUAAGCGAUUUACACAGACUAUGUCGUCUUCAUCUUCUUUCCGCAAAUCUAGCCGGCCGAUCGAACCGAUAAUUAAUAAUAAUACAAGAUCCAGUGGGCGGACGGCAAAAAAACGACCGUUAUCACCCGCGCUGUCGUCGCGUGCCUCCCAUCUCCGUGGAAAUCCUGCAAGCAGGAAAGCUCCGAAAUUGCCCAAAAAAGAAGUUUCAAGCAGAAUUUCCAAAUUAAAAUAUCAAAAGUCGAAAAAAUCUGAAAAAAACGCGUCCGUAUCUCAGAUUAAGAAACAAAAUAAUAGUGCUAGGCAUGAGAGAUCUGCAUUCCAACCUUUACCAGACCUGAUCUAUGACAUGAACUAUAUAGUCUCAACUUAUAAAACCAACGAAGUUGGCUCGAAGAAAGGAAAUCAAUCGUGGAUCAAGAGUCCUAGGAAGUUUCUUAUCAACAUCCUUCAACAUCCCGUCGAAUGGAAACUAUAUGGUCCCGCCGAAAGUCCAUUGCAUCGGGCAACCGUCCAGUUGGAAAUUUCCGGUACUAGGAUACUAGGGCAUGGUGAUGCAAAGAACAAGAAAGAAGCGGAAAGAAUAGCUUUUUUGAACGCCUGUUACAUGAUUGAGGUUCAAGGUUUAAUGGAAGAUGUAAGAACCCUAUGCAAGAGGGAAAACAGUGAUUGCAAGAAAUUCGUUUUUGAAUAUUGCUCAAAAUUCAAUUACCUCCCUAACUUUAACGUCACAAAUGUGGGGCCUGACCAUGAUUUAUUGUGGGAAGCUAUUGUGGAAUUUCCUUCGCAAAAUUUGGUCGGUCGUGGUCGCGGAAAGACAAAGAAAGAGGCAGAACUGAAGGCAUCAGAAAUUUUCAAAAGAAAUGCGGAAGAAUACCAAGCUCAUCGUGGAGAUUAUAAAGCAGAAAGUAGCAUUAUCUCAGAGGAUCAGGCUAGAAAAUUUAUACAAUUCUACUGCAAGUUCUUUAAAUUUAAAAACCCCGUACUAAGAAUUAAGAAUCUAGGCUCUCUCGAGAGUCCUCAGUGGUCCGCUUCUCUGAUUGUUGAAAAUACAAUAAUAGGAAAUGGGGAAAGAUCUAAUAAACGAGAGGCGCAAAAUAUUGCGUACUUGGAUGCUGCCAUUUCCCUACGCAAAGAUUCUCCAAGACUUUGGGACAAAUUCGAAUCUAAUAAGAACAAGGUGAAAUUAUCGGAAAAACCAACACCAAUUGUAAACGUUGAAAUGAACGAUCCAACCUUUAAUAGUCUUUGCAAAUUGAUCACUGAUAUUCGUGGUGCCAAUAUGUUUAACCGAGACGGUGGCGCGGAAUCUAAAAUUAAAUUAUCAAAACGAACUUUGGAAGAAAAACCAAACUUCAAAGCAAACGCAGGAAAAAAGAAAUUCACUGAUAGCUACCUCGAAGAGAAAUCCCAGAAGUUAUAUAAUAGUUUUCAGGAUUAUCUGAAUUCUGUAAAAACUGAAAAGAUCAGAUUUGAUCGUAGUCAACUCCCUAUUACUCAUUACUCUAGUAUUAUAUUAGACGCUAUCAAGAACAAUCCGGUGGUGGUGAUUGUUGGUUCAACCGGGUGUGGUAAAACCACUCAACUGCCUCAACUCAUCUUUGAGGAAUCCAUCAUGGAACGACUGGGUGCGCAUUGCAAUAUUAUUGUCACUCAGCCGCGUAGAAUAGCCGCAAUAUCGGUAGCUCAACGUGUUGCAUACGAACGCUCGGAAAAACUGGGCCAAACUGUCGGUUACAACGUUAGAUUUGAUGUGGUUAAACCGGCUCCAGCUGGAACUAUUUUAUAUUGCACCACUGGAAUCUUUCUUCGACGAAUGCAUGAAGUACAGACCGGACAUGACGCAUUUGAAGGCAUCACGCAUAUUGUGGUGGACGAAGUUCACGAGAGGGACAUGAAUACUGAUUUUAUGUUGGUCAUAUUGAAGCAGAUUCUCCAAGAAAGAAUUCGAAACAAUUUGCGGCCGAUCAAACUUAUUCUCAUGAGCGCUACGAUGGACACCGGAGUUUUCUCGGAGUAUUUUGGGAAUUUCUUCCCUAACGGAAGAUGUCCCGUGAUUGAGGUCCCGGGGAAAUUAUAUCCCGUACAACAGUUCUUCUUGGAAGAUAUUGUGAAAAUGUUACGAAAAACCUAUACGCCUCUCGAGGUAAAGCUGUUGAACCAAAAAGAUACUUGCAAAUAUAUUGAGCGUGAAAUACAAUUUUUUCAAAUGCCAAAAAUCCUUCGCGAUGUAACUCCAUCUCCACAGGUCAGUGGAGAAUCCACUGCAAUGGAAUUAGAUAGUGAUGAAGAGGCAAGCGUCCAUGGUGAUCUCGAGGAUGAUAAUGCCUCAACAGAGUCAUCAUUAAAUGAGAUUACAGAUUCCUUCGGGUCUAAACAAAAUAGUGAAAUGGAAGACAUUGAAAAAGAAGAGGUUGAAGUUCCUUAUAAUUUAAUAGCCUUGGUAAUCGCUCAUAUUGUCCGUACGACCAAUGAGGGAGCAAUAUUAGUCUUCUUGCCGGGAUGGGAAGAUAUCACAUCUCUCAAUCGCCUUCUGACCUCUCAUCCGCACCCUCUUGGAAUUAAUUUCUCUGAUUCGUCGCAAUUUAGAAUUCACUUUCUUCAUUCUUCACUUCCUUCCUUGUCGCAACAAGAAGUGUUCGAAACACUACCCUAUCCAACCAUGCGAAAAAUUAUCUUGGCCACAAACAUUGCAGAAACUUCAAUUACAAUAAAAGAUAUCGUUUACGUUAUUGAUUCUGGAAAACUUAAAGAAAAUCGCUACGAUCAGUCGAGGAGAAUGACAAAUUUAACAACUACCUGGAUAAGUCAAUCAAAUCUUCGUCAACGCUCGGGUAGGGCAGGUCGCGUUAGGGCAGGUGAAUAUUUUUCGAUGAUGUCGCGCAACAGAUCCCAAAAUCUUGAAGCAUACUCGAUUCCGGAGAUUAUGCGUUCUGACUUGCAGGAGAUUUGCUUGCACAUUAAGGCUCUCGGCUUUUCCUCAUCAAUUGCUAAAGUUCUUUCACAGGCCAUCCAACCACCAGAUCAAGCCCAUAUCAAAAUUGCCCUUGAGAAUCUUAAAUUACUGCAGGCAUUGGAUCACAAUGAGGAGUUGACUCCUUUGGGAAAGGUUUUGGCUAUACUCCCGAUGGAGCCGGGUUUAGGAAAAAUGGUAUUACUUGGUUCCGUGUUCCAGUGCUUGGAUCCUAUUUUAACAAUAGCAGCGUCCAUGGCUUCGAGAAGCCCAUUUCAUUCUCCUCCAUACGCGAAACUAAAAGCUGAAGAAACCAGAUAUCGUUGGUCGCGUGGACUUUGUUGCGAUAAUUUGACUGUUUUAAACGUUUAUGAGGCUUGGUACAAGGUUCAAGAAUCUGGAACGGCUGAUGAUAUAAACGCAUUCUGCAGUGAAAACUUCCUCAGUCGGACGUCGAUGAAAACGAUUGAACAAAUCAAACUUCAAUUGCUUAAUCUCUUACAACGUUCUGGGGUUGUACCAGAUUACUACCGUGGAAAACGAAAGAAUAAUUACGGUGAUCAUACAUUGGGACCUCCGGAAUACAAUGUGAAUUCCAAUUGUAUUCCAUUAAUUCGUUCCCUGAUCUAUACUGGUGUCUACCCAAACCUAUCUGUUAAAGUGACAAAAAACGUUCUUAGAACUCGACAUGAGAAGGUUACACUUAUUCACCCUUCAUCGGUGAACAACAGAAAAUCCGUAAAGUUUGAGGCAGCCCAUCGUGAAAACCGUCCGACUAACAUACACAGUAAUAAUAGUUUGUUCGGUUCGAUAGGUACGCUUUAUGCAUAUUCUGAAAAGAGUAAGGCUACUGGAUCAUCAGUAUUUCUCCGCGGGACCACUUGUAUAGAUCCGUUGUCAGCAAUUUUAUUUGGAGGUGAGAUCAAAAUUAACAAAGAUUCAAAUCUUAUUGUUGACGAAUGGCUAAAAUUUAGUGGCGAUAGUUACGUAAUCAAUUUGACGAAUGAAUUGAAAUUUUUCUUGGAACGAUGCUUAACACAAGUAUAUGAAAGGUUGGAGGUAUCUCGUAAAGACUUUAGAUUAGCCGGACAAUUAGAUCAUGAAGAUGAGAAAGUAAAAGUAAGACUUGUCCGAGGGAUCGUUGAGGUUUUGGAGAAUAUAGAACGUGAUUCGCAAGAACGUUAA